Molecule: messenger RNA, 963 nt
Organism: Pochonia chlamydosporia 170
Lineage: Eukaryota; Fungi; Ascomycota; Sordariomycetes; Hypocreales; Clavicipitaceae
Product: beta-lactamase
Exons: 3
Coding region: 1-963 (320 amino acids)
Source: RefSeq, a predicted model, not a curated record
AUGCAGGCCGUUCAAAAUGGCCUGAUUACAUUAGACGACGACGUUCGCGAGCUCGUACCUGAUGUCAACAAGAUUCAGCUCCUACGAGGCUUCAAAGAGGAUGAGAAGCCUAUUUUGGAAGAGACAAACACGCCGAUUACACUGCGCAUGCUUCUCGCCAAUACUGUAGGACUACCGUACGACACAAACGACACCGACAUCUUGCGUUGGUCCAAAGCAAUUGGUCGCAAGGAAAUUCACCUCAACUGGACCUUGUCCGCCAUCACCACAGCAUUCAUCUUUCCUCCUGGUGAGGGAUGGGUAUACGGCAUCGCCAACGACUGGGCAGCCCUGGUCUUGGAAAGGGUCACCGGGAAAUCACUCGGUACAUACAUGCAGGAACAAAUCUUCGAUCCCCUGGGUAUGCAUGACACCGGAUUUUGGCCAGAGAGGCUGCCCCAGACACAAGAUAGAACCGUACAGUCGUCUUUCCGCAAAGGCGCUUCCUUAACACCGUUUAAUAUACCGCUACCGAAGGAACAUGAGCUUGAAAGUGGCGGUGCUGGGCUAUUCACCACGGCGCACGACUAUGCUUUGUUCUUGAAAGCAUUUCUUGGUGGGAUGCUACUAAACGAAGAUACCAUGGAUGGAAUGUUCAAGGAUCAACUAGAUGUAGUUCAAAGAAAGAUGCUUCAGGAAACGGUGUACAAGCCGGAUAUCCAACCUGCUUUUGCGCCCGAGUUCCCUACCGGGUUUCCGAUCAGCUCUGGCAUCGGUGGCUUGAUUAAUCUUGAGGAUAUCCCUGGGAAGCGGAAGGCUUGGUCUAUGGAAUGGACGGGCGCUUUGAAUAGUCGUUGGUGGGUGGAUCGCGAGUCGGGAAUUGCGGCUGUGAUGGUGGUCAACGUUAUGCCUCAUGGUGAUUCUGUGCCUGGGGCACUGUACGAUGAGCUGGAGAGGGCGGUUUAUGGAGAGUUGUUGAGCUGA